Nematostella vectensis (starlet sea anemone) is the source of this 1779-nucleotide messenger RNA. Its product is annotated as protein ABHD13. Gene Ontology annotation, molecular function: palmitoyl-(protein) hydrolase activity. Bases 297 to 1415 code for a protein of 372 amino acids. NCBI's taxonomy places the organism in Eukaryota, Metazoa, Cnidaria, Anthozoa, Actiniaria, Edwardsiidae. The record is from RefSeq and is a predicted model, not a curated record. The transcript has 5 exons. Gene Ontology annotation, cellular component: membrane.
ACACACAUAUCACGUUUCAUAUCCGCCAUAUUGGAUUUAUAGAGGUGGAAGAAAACAUGGAAAACGAGAAAAAGAUCCCGAUAUUUUGACUUGAUUUAAACCAUAUAGAACACGGGUAAAAAAUACAGUUAUAACUACUACUAGGAGGCUUUUGAUCGCCUCGAUACCUAAAUUGGCUGCGAACAGGCCACGAAAACGAUGUGAGCAUUUAAGAACUCCAGAAAGAAAUGGCAGCAUAACUGAAAAUUUAUUUAUAUAAAUAGCAAUGACGAAACUUCGAUAGAUUGAAUUUUGCGAUGUCUGUAGAAAUCCCGGUAGAAAUGGAUAACGCCAAGCGUUCGAUCGAGAAUACUGGCUUCAAGACUAUAGAGACGGUCGGUCGUCUUGUGUUAUUUGUUGUACUACGCUUCUGGAGAUUCUGCAGUGCAGCAAUGCUUACUCUUCUUCUCCUAUAUUGGCUUUAUGGCGGCGUUGUGAUUUUUCUCCUCCUCACUGCUGCAGUUCUAGGAGCACUUUACCACUACCAGGACUCAUUAUUAUAUUUCCCUGAACAGCCGUUAUCUUCAAGACUUUUUGUACAAAACCCAAGAGUUCUGGGCCUACCGUGCGAAAAUCUCUACUUGAAAACACAAGACGGAGUUAGAAUAAAUGUAGUAUUUAUUAAGCAAGUGCCACCAUUACAAGCAACAGCACCAACUGUGUUAUUUUUCCAUGGAAAUGCGGGCAAUGUUGGACAUAGACUGAUGAAUGCCAAGGCAUUGCAUAGUCAGUGUGGUUGUAAUGUCUUGCUGGUGGAAUAUCGAGGUUAUGGGAAGAGCGAAGGCAGCCCUAGUGAACAUGGUUUUCAGCUUGAUGCGCAAGCUUCUAUGGACCACCUCCUUAGCCGCACAGACAUUGAUCCCACCCAGAUCAUUGUGUUUGGUCGAUCACUGGGUGGAGCUGUUGCUAUAGAUCUUGUAUCACACCCUGCAUACGUCCAAAGGGCCUUUGCUCUUGUUGUCGAGAAUACAUUUGUUAGUAUUCCUGCCAUGGCAAACACUCUGAUAGCUGGCCUUCACAGACUUCCAUACUUCUGUUUUAGAAAUAAGUUCAAUUCACUUAGUAAGAUUCCUAAUGCAAGAGUUCCUACCCUAUUCCUGUCUGGAAUGGCAGAUCAGCUCAUACCACCAAAAAUGAUGAAAAUGCUCUAUCAGUCUUCAGGAUCCUCUUUGAAGAAGCUGGAACAAUUUGAGGGAGGUAGCCAUAAUGACACGUGGCAGUGUUUUGGGUACCUGGAUGCAAUAUCACGCUUUAUUUGUGAGGUACACCAAGCUCAUGCUGAUGGCAUUAUCCCCACCCCCUUCCCUGCCGACAGCUCCGCCUCCACCCCGACAGGCACCAGUCUGCUUAGCUCAGGGCGAACACAAGAUAUCUAGGAACGCAAUAUAUUUUAAACAUUUAAAAUUCUAGAGAAAUGUCUCUGCCUGCAGUCUGGCUAGACCAGCUUUGCAUUCAAGAAUCCCAAGGGCAUUUUCAUUCACGAACUUUGGGUAAAUGGAAUUUUAGGAUGUUAUUGUCUUUGCUUGCUAAAGCAUUGUAUAGCAAUUAAAAGUGAACAAAAAAUUAAGAUCAAAUAAUCUCUUGAUGACUGUACAGGGAUCCAUGGUGUCUAGAUGUGAAAAAAUACUAACGGUUUUCUUUGUGGAGAGGGGGGGGGGGGGGGUGAAUUUUGAUAAAAAAGCCUUUGUCAUCAGCUACAAUAUUUAAAGUAAUUUAAAAAUUAAAAUAACCAUCUAGAAA